This is a messenger RNA of Chelonus insularis, 910 nucleotides long. RefSeq names its product grpE protein homolog, mitochondrial Roe1 (gene Roe1). NCBI's taxonomy places the organism in Eukaryota, Metazoa, Arthropoda, Insecta, Hymenoptera, Braconidae. Gene Ontology annotation, biological process: protein folding; protein import into mitochondrial matrix. Gene Ontology annotation, molecular function: adenyl-nucleotide exchange factor activity; protein-folding chaperone binding; protein homodimerization activity. Gene Ontology annotation, cellular component: PAM complex, Tim23 associated import motor. The transcript has 4 exons. The record is from RefSeq and is a predicted model, not a curated record. Bases 89 to 781 code for a protein of 230 amino acids.
AGCACCCGGUAUAAUUUUGCAGCGAAUUACGCGUGGAAAAUUAAAAAUAAAAGUCCGUAUUAGUUGAUUAAGAAUUAUUUAAAUAAUUAUGGCAUGUAUUGCUUUACCAGUUGUUGCGAAACUUGGAAAAUUAUCUAUUGAAAAUUUUUAUCAUGGUUCGAGAACAGUAAUAAGAAAUUCUCGGGUAGCUUGGAAUUAUCAUUAUCAAUCACAUAAAUACACAACAGCACCAGAAGAAAAGAAAUCAGAUGCAGAAUCCCCAGAAUUAACAGAAAAUGAAAAAAAAUUCAAAGCUGAAAUUGAACUUCUCAAUAAAGAGAUAGUAACUUUGAAAGAAAAAAACAGCGAGUUAGAUGAUAAGUAUAAGAGAGCAUUAGCUGAUGGAGAAAAUUUACGUGUACGAUUAACAAAACAAAUCGAAGAUGCUAAGCUUUUUGGUAUUCAAGGAUUUUGUAAAGAUUUAUUAGAUGUCGCCGAUAUUUUAGGAAAAGCAACAGAAAGUGUACCAAAAGAUCAAUUAACUGCAAAUAACCCUCAUUUAAAAUCACUAUACGAAGGUUUAAGGAUGACUGAAGCUCAAUUACAUAAAGUAUUUAAGAAGCAUGGACUUGCAUCUGUCAAUCCAUUGGAUGAGAAAUUCAAUCCCAACGAACAUGAAGCAUUAUUCCAACAGGAGGUUGAGGGGAAAAAACCGGGAACCGUUGUAGUUGUAUCAAAAGUUGGAUACAAAUUACAUGAGCGAAUAAUAAGACCAGCACUCGUUGGUGUAGCUAAGGGUUGAUUUUUAUUUUCUAAAAAUUAUAUCAAAAUAAAUUGCUUUUUAUUUUAAUAAAUUAAGUAUAUAUUUCGUUGUCACUUGAGUUAUUAAAUAAAAGGACAAUUGUAAGUAGAAAAAACAUAAAAAAAAUUU